Messenger RNA from Magnolia sinica, 645 nucleotides. RefSeq lists its product as uncharacterized. Lineage: Eukaryota; Viridiplantae; Streptophyta; Magnoliopsida; Magnoliales; Magnoliaceae. The record is from RefSeq and is a predicted model, not a curated record. The coding region runs from base 138 to 365 and encodes 75 amino acids. The transcript is spliced from 3 exons.
GUCCAUACACCCCAACUCCUCUUACUACAAAAGCCGAGUGCUAAGUUCGGGGUCGAGGAUCCAACAAUCUUCCUCAAACUGUAUUUCGACGGGUACGGGGACUCAUUUUCUUCAAUUCACGAAAAAGAAAUCUCGAGAUGGUUAGCAUUCUCGCUCAGGAGCGUCUUCUCGGCGCUGCCUUGGGAGCUAUCUUCACGGGCGUUGUUGUUUUCGAGCAAAGGAGGAGCAUUUAUAGCCUAAUUUCCCAAAAUCAGCCCCAAAUCGAAGUUCAAAAAGAGGGCAAGGAGCCCAAGCUGGGAGAGCUGGAUUCCUUGGGGUGGAGAUAUUCCAAGAAAUGGGAGUUUUCAGCCCAUUCUUACUUUUGAAUGUCGGUAUCGGUAGGCGUAUCCACCUGGUGGAAAAAUGAUACGAUACGGUGUCACGUAUUGGUAUCGGGGCCGUAUCAGUCAGAAAUUUUUUUAAGCCAAAGAAACAAGGAAAAUAUCAGGAUAAAAAGAGAAUAAUAAGAUAUUCAAGAAUCAAUCUUUGUUUUGUAUUUUAGACACGCAUAUGAUGGUGUAUCAGACCAUUCUUUGAUGGGAACGUUGUCUAUUAGUUUGACUUGUUGAAGGUCAACUAAAUGGGCCCUAAUUGAGCACAAAUGAA